This is a messenger RNA of Chinchilla lanigera (long-tailed chinchilla), 765 nucleotides long. Its product is annotated as melanoma-associated antigen 10-like. NCBI's taxonomy places the organism in Eukaryota, Metazoa, Chordata, Mammalia, Rodentia, Chinchillidae. The record is from RefSeq and is a predicted model, not a curated record. Gene Ontology annotation, cellular component: nucleus. The transcript has a single exon. Gene Ontology annotation, biological process: negative regulation of transcription by RNA polymerase II. The coding region runs from base 1 to 765 and encodes 254 amino acids.
AUGGCUGCCAGACAAAGCUGUCAGUGUGGUGAGGGCCGCCACAGACAAAAUACACAGGAAUCAAAACCCGUGGAGGCCAUCAACUUCUCGCAGAUCCUGCAAGGUGUGCUUUUACAUGACAAGAUACGUAAAUUGAUGCCAUUCCUGCUCCGCAAAUAUCAAAAGAAGGAGCAGAUCACCAUGGAAGAAAUGCUGCACACUGUGGGCCGCGAUUACCGUGGGGAAUUCCCUGCUAUCUUUAGGGAAUUCUGUGAGUCUGUGAGUCUGGGCUUUGGCAUUGAUAUAAGGAAGAGUGAUCCCUUUGGGUACAGAUAUAAGCUCGUUCCUGUUUUGGGCCUCACUUACAGUGGGCUGCUGGAUGAUGAUAAUCAAAUAGUGCCCAAAGUUGACAUCUUGAUAUUCAUCUUGUCUCUAAUCUUCUUAAAUGGCAACCGUAUCAGUGAGGAGGAAUUAAAGACAAAACUGGAAAGAUGGGAGAUGUUAGCUCGUAUUGAGAAUAUUUGUUUUAAGAAUCCCUGGAAAUUCAUCACUGAGGAUUUGGUAUGGGCACAGUAUGUGGAGUACCGGCAAAUUCCUAACAGUGAUCCUGUUCGCUAUGAGUUUCUCUGGGGUCCUAGAGCUCAUGCUGAAACCACCAAGAUGAAAAUGCUAGAGCAUAUGGCCAAGCUUAAUAGUGAAGAUCCCAGGGCUUACCCAGAGCUAUAUGAAGAGGCUUUAACUGAAGAAAGAGGUGCAGUCAGGGUCCCUGAAGGGCAAAAGAAGUGA